Molecule: messenger RNA, 1038 nt
Organism: Mus caroli (Ryukyu mouse)
Lineage: Eukaryota; Metazoa; Chordata; Mammalia; Rodentia; Muridae
Source: RefSeq, a predicted model, not a curated record
CAGUACCCUUCCCUGACUUACUACUCUGGAGGUGCCUGGAAGAACAGGAUGUUUUCUUGUUUUCAGAUUUCCAGGGGUUUGGGCCCAAAAAAACCCAAGCGUGGUGACCUUGGCUACUUGUGGAGAUGUUUGAUACGCCCUCUGACACACUUCUGGCAUGCUUCCCGCAGGAAUCCCAAGGAGCCAGACUUUCCGUACAACCCACCCAAGUUUACUUACAACACCUUUGAAUUUGUUGAACAAAUGAUCGCUUAUAUACCAGCUGCAGUUCAUUACCACGACCAACUAUCCAUCAGCCUAUUCCUGGCUGUCUACCAUAGGUACUGUAGCACCUGGGAGGUGCUGGACCUGCUGAUGAAAACGUAUCCAUCCUUCCAGCCUGACUGCGAGCAAGACCAGCUCACAAAGAGUGCCAUAUUCAACUUUCUGGCCCACUGGCUUGACACAUUCCCUGAGCAUUUUUUUGACUCCCCCAACCUGGCAGUCAUGAGGCAGUUGAUAGACUACACAGGGCACCAUAUGCCUUCUGCAGAAUUCGAUAAAGAAUCCAGGGAGCUGCUCUCUAGGCUGGAGGAGCAGGAGGCCAAAAAGCUAAAGCUUGAGAAAGACUGUGCAGCCAUUGCAGUGCAGGAUGCCUCCAGAAUGCAAGAGAAUCUGGCUCUGAGGCCAGCUUCUGUGGCAGAGCCACAGGGAGACCUGCAACCCCGAGUGGACAUGGAGCUCUUGGAACCAGCAGUGCCCACAUCAACUGAUACACAAUCACCUGAAGAUGUGGCUAUAGAUGAGGCUGCAGACAUGGUUGCAGAUGAGGCUGCAGAUGAGGCUGGAGAUGUUUCACCUGCCAAGCAGUUAUUUCUAUCUUACACUGUGCAAUUAGGUACACCAGAUUUCAUAUUCCCUCUGCCUAAGGUUGACAUAUAGUUAGGAAAAUGAUCUCCUGAGUUCCACCCAGCUGUGGUUCCCCAUCUAAGCUGAUCUCAUAUUGUUAGAGAUAAUAUCUAUGUUUAUUAUAUUUGGAUACUAAUAAAAAUGAAUUGU